Messenger RNA from Megalops cyprinoides (Indo-Pacific tarpon), 4636 nucleotides. Its product is annotated as trithorax group protein osa. The record is from RefSeq and is a predicted model, not a curated record. Gene Ontology annotation, cellular component: nuclear body. Bases 344 to 3283 code for a protein of 979 amino acids. Lineage: Eukaryota; Metazoa; Chordata; Actinopteri; Elopiformes; Megalopidae. Gene Ontology annotation, biological process: regulation of transcription by RNA polymerase II. The transcript is spliced from 5 exons.
GCUAGAGAGGGCGAGAUCGUAAGUGGCCGCGUUGUGUGGAGAUUGAUACAGUCAUUGUAUCAUUAUUAGACGACUACUGCUACCGUGGGGAUGAACUUGUCUGAUACUUAAAGAGAAUAUCAGAUUAGAUUUAUUUCGCUCCUUUUUGUAAUUGUUGGACCCCCCCUUCCCCAUUCCCCCCCAACAGGCUCAGCAGGUCACGCAAACUGUGCGGUUUAUUUAUUUGUCCGUUUAAAUCAACCAUUCUUUUGGAUCCUGUUGCUUUAAUUUCUUUGUGUGGAGAUUCACAUAUCGAAACAAAAGUGGAUUUAACAGAAGCCGCGUUGACCAACACCACUCCAAGAUGCUCUUGGUGUCCCAGCGGCUAGACGCACCUCGCAUGGAGCCACUACUGCCUGGAUCGGUGAAGAGGAAGCUGGCUUCGGCCGAGAACUCGGGAGAGGUGAACGGCGUCUCCGACGGCCCCAUGAUCCAGGGAAACGGCAAGCGCCUCUGUCUGGAGGACGUCACUCUGGCCAUGGGGCCCGGCUUCCAGCACCCGCCCUACUCCUCGGGGCCGGGGGUGGGAGGCCACGGGGGCGUUCUGGAGGGCAACGGUCUGAAUAACAACGGCCUGGGGUCCCCGUAUGCCAUGCCCCCCAAAGCAAGCCCUGGCUCAGCCACAGGAGGUGGAGGAGGACCCCCACAUGGGGGCAUGAUGCCCUCAUUCAACCCCAAUGGGAACAGCUCUGCUCCAUCGGUGGAGCAGGAGCUGCAGGACAUCCUGGACGAGCUUACCAAGAACCCCGACCCGUCCCUCUCUGAGCUGGACAUUGAGAAGAUCCUCGGGAACAAGGGUGACGAGCAGACAGGCGGUGGGGGCGGGUUCAUGCACCCAGAGGGCAGUGGCACGCCGAAGCGCUCCCCGCAGAGGCCAUCCCACCUGGAGAGCCACCUCACCCGCUCCCCAGGCUUCACACAGGCCCCAGCCGCCGGCUCCCCUCAGGUAGGCCCCAGUCCAGUGGGAGCCCCCUACUCUGCACCCCACCCUGCCAAACCCGUGCCGUCCCCCCUCUCGGCCUCCCCCCUGUCCUCCUCCGCCCAGAGCCAGAACCAGGCCCGCUCCCCUAUGCUGUCGGCGGCACUGUCCAACCGGGCCGGCUCCACCUGGCACGAGGUGUCCCGGGCCCAGCAGCUGCAGCAGAUGGCGUCCAACAGCAAGCACCUGUCCUCUGGCGCAGCCCCACCCCCGCCCGGGGCCUCCCCGUGGGCCGGCCCCUCCCCGCCGUACCGGCCCAAUGAGAAGCUGCCCAGCUCUUCCCCCCAUCAGCAGCCCUUCAGCCCCGCUGGCAGCAUCCAGAGCCCCCAGAGCUCGCUCAUCUCCAGCAUGGCCCCCGCUCCGUCCGCUGGCCCAUCCCCACCCUACCGCCCGGAAAAGCUGGCCAGCCCCGCCCUGGCCCAGCCCCCCUUCAGCCCCCAGAGCACCCUGCUGCCUAGCAACGCCCCUACGGGUGGAGGAGGCGGUGGCAGCGCAGGGGGUGGCGGCACCGGCCAGAGCUCCCAGGCCAGCUUCCUUCCCAGCAUGCCGCCCGCAUCGGGGACCACGCGGCCCUCGCCCCCUUACAGGACGGACAAGCACUCCAGCCCCACAGUCCAGCAGCAGCAACCGCCACAGCAGCUGAAUGGGUCGGGCAACAUGGCCAGCCAGCUGUUCAAGGCCAUGACUUCCAGCCAGCCCAGCAGCCUCAAGCUCCUCAUGCAGCAGCAGCAGCAAGGACAGCCGACUGCGCAGUCGCAGCCGCCGGCGCAGCUGCCCCCCGCCCCUCAUCAGGGCCAGGACCCCUACUCCUUCAAUAACACCAAGCCCCUGCGGCACUUCGACCCCGAGCCACCCACUCAGAAACUGGGCCCCCUGGCCCCGCCGGGGCAGGGCUCCCUGAGUCACUACCCGGGGCCAAGCAUGCAGCCGGCGCCCCCUGUUAGCAGCACGGCACACACGCAGCUCCUCCAGCAGCGCAUGCAGAGGAACCUCCAACCGGGCGGGAUGGCGCCCCACAGCCGAGCGGAUCAGAGUCCCGGGAUGGUGCCGCGACUCCAGGAUCCCUCCACUGUGCCCCGCCCCGCCCAGGGCAACAGCUACAACCUGCUGAAGAACCAGCUGAUCAGGAAACAGCUCCUACAGGAGAAGCAGAGGCAGAUGGAGCAAAUGAACGGUGGCCAGAUGUCGGACUGCCAGCAGGUGGCGCCAUUCCAAGGUGUGGGCCGGCCGGUCCCCCCAGAGUGCGGCUACCCCAUGGGGAACCCCCCAGCCAGCCCAGCCAUGAUGUCCCACACACCCAUGCUGUCCAACCGAAUGGGCAUGCCCCCGGGGCCCCUGAACCAGGCCGUGCGCGCCUCCGGGGCCUUCAUGGGCAACGCGGGCCCCAAGCAGGCCCUUUACCACCCGCCUCAGCAGUUCGGGAUGCCACUGCAGCCGGGGCAGGGGAUGAUGGGAAUGGGCACACCACCCCGGCAGCCCACCCACCACGGCCAGACACCAGCACGGUCGGGGAUGCCAGGGCCAUCGUUCGGAGGCGGGCCCCUGCAGCCCCAGCACCUCAGACACGCCCUCCACCAGGGCUCCGCACUCCCGCGCAUGCCAUUCAACCCCCAGCAGCCGUCACAACCGCAGUCGCAGCUGUGGCAGCAGCAGCAGCAGCAGCAGCAGGGCCUCCCACGCAUGGGCUGCGACAGCCACAUGGACCCAGCACUCCACCAGCACGCUUUCCCGGGCCGCGGCGCGGGCGGAGGACCUCCUCCAUUCUCCCAGCAGCCCCUCCGCUCUGGCAUGCCCGGAAAUUUCACACCCCACCAGACUGGCGCCCCGCCCCCUAACCAGGUGGCCCCCAACUUGCCCGGCAGACACAUGCAGAAGCUGCCGCCCGGGCACCCCCUCCCCCCCAUGGCCCAGCAGGCCCUGCGGCCGCGGGGGCCUCUGUCUGCCAUGGCUGGGAUGAAGCCGGUCCCCCUCGGCAUGGUGCCCCCAGCCCACGGGAUCGCCCCACCCAGCUACCACUCCUCCUCCGGCAAGCACAUGCCGGGGUUGGGCUACGGCAACGGCAACAGUAACGGCAACCCCGGACACAAACUGCCUGCAUACGACUUCAGCCAGCACCAGAGCAACGGGGGCAUGCCAGGAGGGCCAGGUGGGGGCGGUGGAGGUGGGCCCGGUGAGGUGGACUUCAUAGACACGCUGGUGAACUCCAACGAGGACUGGCUCAACAACCUCACCAUGAUCGACGAGUACCUGGAACAGAACUCGUAGUGAGAGGGGGGGAGACCCCCUGUGGACUGCCUGUUUGUUUGGGGCCCCGGGUGGGGCGGGGCUUGGUGGGGUUUCCAGGGGCGGGGCCCUGUUACUGGAAUGCUCAGAGCCAUACAUGACUGGAUCUCGUGUGAAUAAAGUUAGGAGCGAUGCACUGCAGUCCCCGCCCUCCCUCCACCAGCCAGUCCCUGCCAAGAAAUGACAUCACACACAGAAACACAUGGAAGUGCACCAGCUGGAACUCCAGGAGCUGUCGUCUCACCUCAAGAAGCCAUCGAGAUGAACUUCCUCAUUUCUGCGUUUUUUUAUUUUAUUUGAUUUUUUUGCAAUGUGUUUUGCAAAGGCAGGGAUUGCAGAGCCAUAAACCUGGUCUGUGUCAGUGACGCCAUGAGGAAGCACCACAAGUCCCAGAAGUCCUUGCCCAUAAGUGAGUGCUUUCUGUUCAGCCAUUACAUCAGGUACAGUGCAGACACUGUGAUCAGCAGUGGUGAGAUCCAUGUACGUGUCCACCUCUGAUGCAAUUGGCAGGCAACACUGAUUCCCAUGGCUGCCUUUGUUUCACAGCAGAUCAGAUGAAAUCACCCAAGGCAGUCUAAUUAAUCACGCUGGGCGGACCUGACGUGCUUCUCUCUACAGAGUAUUGCACAGACGUCUUUCCAAACAUCUUUGAGAGUCAAGGGCAGCCAUAACAGUAUGAAAUCAAUUCACUUUAAUUUUCUUGCAUCCAUUUAAUGAAUUCAUUAAAGCUAAAUAUCCUGUAUACAGAUAUACAACCAUCCCCAAAAAUAAAUGUGUGGAGUAUGGGUAUCUGUAGAUAAAACAUGGUAUGGAAAAAAAAAUUAGUUUAAUAACUUUCUUCUAUAGAGGAAGCAGCCAUAAACGCUACUGUAUCUGCUUGCUCUGUGAUUUUACCAUUGUCAGUCAGUUACAAACUCUUCAUUCUAAAAAGAUCCAAAUUACAAACUACUCUGCUUUCUGUUUCUCCACCAGUACAAAAUUUGAAAACUGGGAGCAGGUGAAAAAGCAUCAGCAUGCAUUUCUCACUUGACCCAAGGACACAGUAAACCACAAUUCUGAUUGGACAGCUACCCAGACGCCCUUGCAAAUAAUGCACACUUGACUCUGAAUGGGCCAGAGUUGCCAUUAUGAUGCCUAUGAGCCAAUCAUAUCUGGGAAACAGAAGCGACUUAUACAUGCAGAGAAAAGCUGUUACCCUGUAAUGGUGUCACUUUUCACUGAUUGCAUAAAGGAAAGGGAGGGAAAAGGAUGGCUGCUUCUAUGGUAACGGCAGUCGGAGGUCUCUGUUUUGUUUUUACUUUGUUUUCAUUGUGAAUUGAGGGAAGUUAAUCUACA